AUAGAGGAGGAAUCUCUUUGCUACGCGAUUCAGCUUCUUCUCCUCCUCCUCCUCCUCUCUCGGUGCUUACUACUCUUUCAACCGGAGAGAGAGCUUCUUUUGUGAUCUCGCCGGAAUAUUUAUCCAACCCUUCCAAUUCCAAUUCACUCUUUUAUUUAAACUUCUUUUCAUGAAUUCGAUUCUCCUUCCGUAAUUGCGAAGUAAAAAAAACGAUGGAUGAUUACUACACAGCUGACGAAGAGGAUUGCUAUUACUCCUCCGAUCAUGAUGAGUCUCUGGGCGGGAUUGAUAACGACGAUUCCGAAUUUCACGCCGCCUCCUCUAAGAAAUCAACCACUCAGGUCAUCACGCAGGAAUCGCUUCUAGCAGCACAGAGAGAAGAUUUGUUAAGGGUGAUGGAGCUGUUAUCGAUCAAGGAGCACCAUGCUCGGACUCUUCUCAUUCAUUACCAGUGGGAUAUUGAGAAGCUGAUUUCUGUGUUUGUUGAGAAAGGAAAAGACAGCUUGUUCUCUGGAGCUGGUGUGACUGUCUUCGACUGUCGAUACGGUGGCGACUCUUCUUCCCUUCCUUCGUCUUCUUCGAACAUGAGCUGUGAUGUCUGCCUAGAGGAUGUGGUAGCUGAUCUGAUGAAGAGGAUGGACUGUGGCCAUUGCUUUUGCAACGAUUGUUGGACGGAGCAUUUCACUGUCCAGAUCAACGAAGGCCAGAGCAAAAGGAUCAGAUGCAUGGCGCAUAAAUGCAACGCUAUCUGCGAUGAAGAUGUCGUCAGGAGCCUCGUCAGUAAAAAGCGUCCUGAUCUAGCGGAGAAGUUUGAUCGGUUCCUUGUCGAGUCGUACAUAGAGGACAACAAGAUGGUCAAGUGGUGUCCGAGCACUCCACAUUGCGGGAAUGCGAUACGAGCUGAGGAUGACAAGCUCUGCGAAGUUGAGUGUUCCUGUGGUCUUCAGUUUUGUUUCAGCUGUAUGUGUCAGGCUCACUCCCCUUGCUCUUGUUUGAUGUGGGAGCUGUGGAGAAAGAAGUGUAGAGAUGAGUCGGAGACGGUUAACUGGAUAACUGUUCAUACCAAGCUGUGUCCCAAGUGUUACAAGCCUGUGGAGAAGAAUGGUGGGUGCAAUCUCGUGAGGUGUAUUUGUGGGCAGUACUUUUGUUGGCUAUGUGGUGGAGCUACCGGAAAGGAACACACCUAUAGAAGCAUAGCCGGUCACAGUUGUGGUCGGUACGAAGACGACAAAGAAAGGCAGAUGGAAAGAGCCAAAAGGGAUCUAGACAGGUACACACAUUACCACCACCGAUACAAAGCGCAUACGGAUUCAUCAAAGCUUGAAGAUAAACUCAGAGACACAAUCCUCGAGAAAGUGUCAAAUUCAGAAAAGAAGGAGCUGAAGCUCAAAGACUUCACAUGGGUCACCAACGGACUCAACAGGCUAUUCAGAUCCAGACGGAUCCUCUCGUAUUCUUACGCCUUCGCUUAUUACAUGUUCGGUGAGGAGCUGUUCAAAGACGAGAUGAGCUCUAGUGAGAGAGAGAUGAAGAAGAAUCUGUUCGAGGAUCAGCAGCAGCAGCUCGAGGGUAACGUUGAGAAACUUUCUCAGCUGUUGGAGGAGCCCUUUGAUGAUUUUAGCGAUGAUAAAGUUAUGGAUGUGAGGAUCCACGUCAUCAACUUGUCUGUUGCGGUGGAUAGCCUCUGCAAGAAGAUGUACGAGUGCAUUGAGAAUGACUUGCUCGGUUCUCUUCAGUCUGGUAUCCACAACAUCGCGCCUUACAGUUCGAAGGGGAUCGAACAAGCGGCUGAGUUUCAUGCUUCGUGGAGUUCCUCCAAACCUUUGGAUAGUAGUGGUACAAGCGGGGAGACAUCAAGGCCUGAGAAAGCUUCAGGAUCAAGGGACUCGGAAGACAUGGUUUGCUCUUCUUCAAAGAAACGUCCGAGAAGAGAAGGAAGUUUCACAAACAGCAAAGUCACUUUGUUGGACUUGAACUUGCCUGCUGAUUUCAUCGACCAGAACUGAACUGGAGCUCAACUCAAAUCCCUUUUUUUGUCUGUGUUUUGUCCAAAUGGUAUGACAUGGCAAAAUGGGACUUACUAAUUAUUAUUUUUCUUUAUUAUAGUUUUUUUGGUUUAUAUAUAACUAUUGUUAUAGACUUCUAAUAUAUAUAUAGUUCUCUGAUUCAGCUUAUGAACUCUGUUACUUCUCAAUGCCUUUGAGAAUGUAAAUUUGAAAUUCAAGAGAAUUAUUAGUCGAUAAUUUAAUU
Messenger RNA from Brassica oleracea var. oleracea, 2250 nucleotides. RefSeq names its product probable E3 ubiquitin-protein ligase ARI1. Gene Ontology annotation, cellular component: ubiquitin ligase complex; cytoplasm. Lineage: Eukaryota; Viridiplantae; Streptophyta; Magnoliopsida; Brassicales; Brassicaceae. Bases 213 to 2006 code for a protein of 597 amino acids. The record is from RefSeq and is a predicted model, not a curated record. The transcript is spliced from 6 exons. Gene Ontology annotation, biological process: protein polyubiquitination; ubiquitin-dependent protein catabolic process; positive regulation of proteasomal ubiquitin-dependent protein catabolic process. Gene Ontology annotation, molecular function: ubiquitin protein ligase activity; zinc ion binding; ubiquitin conjugating enzyme binding.